AUUUUAUGGAAGAGCUCAAAGACAGCGAUUUAAAUUAGAAUAAUCACUUAAGAAUAGAUACAUAACCUCAUUAACAAGAGUGCAACUAAUUUUUAUCAAAUUAUUGUGAUUUUUAAAGUCCAUUGAAAACAGAAUAGUCUAAUCUAGAAAUAAAGCCAAAGAAGGAAGUAUACACGAAUGAAGAAAUGAAGAAAUUUACUAAAUAAGGAAUUGUCUCCUUAGUAGGAGGAGUCUUAAUUCAUAUUGAACUAGGAACUUUCUAUGUUUGGGCUUCCAUAAGUAUAGUUUUAUUUUAGUAAGGUCCUUAUGUGGCUGCUUGGAUGAGAAUUAAAGAUACGACUAUUACUCAUACUUCCAUGUCCGCAGUAUACCCUAUAUUAGGAAUAAUAACUAUGUCAUUUUUGUCUUUUGGCAUAAAGAUAGCUGAAAGAGUGGGAUUCAAGUUUAUAAUUGGUUGUGGAUCAUUUAUAUUAGCAUUGGCAUUUUUAAUUAUUUCUUUUGUGUAAGACAUCUAAGUAUUCAUUGCGAUAUAUUGUAUAAUGGUUGGCAUAUCUGGUGGUUUGCUGCAUAUGCUUCCAAUUAUAUGUGGAUUAAGAUAUUUUCCGAAUAAAAGUGGAUUGGUAUCAGGUGUUAUUAUUGGAGGGUAUGGCUUUGGAUCUUUUAUAUUUAAUUUUGUAUGCAAAGCUAUAGCCAAUCCAAAUAAUGUCUAACCUUCUGUAGAAGUAAUCGAAGAUGGGAAGGUUGUUUUAUAUUUUGAUAGCGAAGUAGGAGAGAAGGUGCCUUUUAUGUUUCAAGUUUUAGCCAUAUCCUAUCUCGGUUUGGGUAUAAUAGGCACAUUAAUGAUAAGAUAUCCUAAAGAUAUAGAUCCUGAUAAAAUGUUGACAACCUUAGAAGCAUUAUAACCAAAAAAGAAUAAAUAAUUUGAGGACCAACUUCCUACUUGUAUAAUACCAAAUCGUAAAGAAUGCUAGAGUGUGUAAGGUUAUCUUUUUAUAUUAUUAGUACUAAUGGGAUUAAAAGCAAACCGUUUAUCUUACUCUAAUUGAUCGUUCUCAUGUCAUGCACACUUGGAAUGAUGAUAUCAAAUUGCUAUAAAUUUUAUGGCUUUGAACUUGGGUUUAAUGAUUCUCUAUUAACAGUCCUUGGAUCAGUAGGUGGAGUUAUGAAUGGUUCAUCAAGAUUUUUUUGGGUUACUUUAACAGAAAAAACUUCGUUUAAAUUCACCUUUACUAUCAUUUCAUUUCUAAAUUUAGCUUCAUCUUCAAUUUUACCUUACAAUACCAGUGGAAUUGGAUAUUUAUUAAUCAUAGGAGUUAUUUAUUUGGCUGAAGGAGGUUUGUUAGCAAUCUACCCUGUGGUAUGUGCUAAAAUAUUUGGAAAGAAAGUUGGAGGAGUGAUAAAUUAUUUCAUGUAUUUUAUGGUUGGAGUAAGUAACAUGAUUGGAUAUAUUUUAUAUGCAUUUGUUAGAAAUAGAAUUGGAUGGGAAGGUAUUUUCUGGGUUUGUUUUGCAAUUAACACUUUAGGAAUAAUUUUAGGAUUAUUCUUAAAGGAAAGUGGAUAUGAUUGGCAAGACCCUUAGAUAAGGCUAAAAGUACAAUCAGGACUCUAAAUGCAAGAUAAUAACAAAUAAUGAUUAGCAAUUACGAU
Molecule: messenger RNA, 1647 nt
Organism: Paramecium octaurelia
Lineage: Eukaryota; Ciliophora; Oligohymenophorea; Peniculida; Parameciidae
Source: the annotation of a GenBank genome assembly